This is a messenger RNA of Trichobilharzia szidati, 5900 nucleotides long. Lineage: Eukaryota; Metazoa; Platyhelminthes; Trematoda; Strigeidida; Schistosomatidae. The record is from the annotation of a GenBank genome assembly.
GUAUUACUAUUUGUCCCAAGGAUGACCUGCUUCUGCUGAAUUCAACUUGUUCUGGAUGAAGUCUUUUAUGUAACUCCUUUUGAGUCUUUCUAGGAUGAUGUGGCCUUACAUUUCGAUUGAGGUAGACAGCAUGACUUCGCACUAGCACUUGUAUAAGUUUAGACUGCUUAUGUGGAUUUCCAAUGGAGGAGGUACUUGUCGUUCCUUCUGAACCUUUUUCUAUAUUAGCUCGAGCAUAUCAGAUCAAAUCCCUGGAAUUUCGAAACAAAGUGUGAGUCAUUGUUGUCAGGAGAGUUUGUUAGGAGAUCACUUUACUCUUCAGAUGGCAUCGACUGAGAAAUUGUGAUAUCACACGUAGUAAAGUAUGAGUGGAGGCAACACACCGUCAGAAGAUGUCGGCUUUUCACGUGUACCUGGUCUUCAUAAGUUGGAGAAAGAUUCUAAACGCCAUGUUGAGACCUCAAAAAAACAUAGACCAAAUACGCUGAAUUUUACAUCUUUAAUACCCGGAGGUCGGGAAAACAGUUUGAAUCAAAAGCAUACCAAAUACUCAAGUGCUUCAGCUGCACGUAAUUCCUUACAAAAGGUUAUCCAAAGUACAGAUGUCCGCUCUCCACCAGUUACUCCCGUCACUCUGUCCACAUGUGCAACAAAAAGACCAAGUUUCCUGCCAAUCCCUUCGCAAGGAAGUAGUUCUUCGAAUUUUCAUCCUGAUGUUCAUCAACACAGUGGUGCAUUCUUUUCAGGACAAAAUAAAAGAAUCACACCUACAGUUAAAUAUACAUCUGUUUUAAGUGUCAAGAGUGGUCGCCUUAUCCGCCCAAACGUGGUAGGAUCAUCAAAUCUUAAAAAUGAUUGGUGUUUUCAAGUCUGUCACUCCUUCGUGAGACAUCGCCGACUGUCCUAUUGUUAUCGCGCUAACAGUAGAAAAUUUAUUAAGUGGUCGCCGUCUAACAUGCAGUUGUGCAGUUUCCCGUGUUUUGAUAAACGCCGUAUUAUUCAUAAACGAUUCUUCAUCCCAAAAUAUUCUAUUUGUUGGGAUCAUCACGAGAAUAUCUUUAAUCACUGUUCAUGUAUUCCUGUUUACCAUGGUCGGCGUGUGCAUCAAACUCUAUCUAGUUUAUCCUUAGUUCACAGAUGUCAUUCAUACUCUCGUUGUAAAAAUACAAGGUGUACGUGUGCUAAAGUUUGGAACAGAUGUACUCACUUGUGCGUCAAAGACAGUGGACAAAUAAAUAAAUCCGUUGCCAAUCGAAAUUUUGGUGAAGCCACUGGAAGUCCAGUGUUUGAUUCAUAUAAAUUACAUGACGUUCAUGACGUACUAAUAAAAUCAAGCAAAAAGCUCAGUGGAACUAUUGAUUGCGAAACUGAGAAAAGUACAUCACCCACUACUAUACAAAACAUGACCAGUGGAUUCACCAUACCUAUUGACAUUAGUAAUGCAAACAGAGGUUAUCAGUUACGCGUUGACCCUUUGCUAACAAGGACCUGUGUAAAUGAAGACUAUCCUAACAGUGAACAGCUACAGCUUUUAGCGAAAUCACCACAAAGCGAAACUAUUUCUAAUGAAGGAGAAAUAUGGCCUCCUCUCGUUGUGAGUAUUCAUCCAGAAUUGGUCCUUCAAUAUAAUCCUCCUGCUGGACUUCUGGUAUCACUUCUUGAAAACAAAUCUACCUGUGAUAAGGAUGCUAGUCAGUCAAAUAUUGAUUUCGCUCACGAUAUCUCACAUCCAGUGGAUUCAGAUGUGCCCAUGGUACCGGUGACAAAGUCAGAAUGCCAUACUCAGUUGAGUAGCAUACCACCCGGUAUAACAUUAGCUCUCACUCGAAAUUUGCACAUACAUGUUCAUCCAACUGAUUUGAAAUGUUGCUUAAAACUAUCAGCCUGGUGUUUUGCAUCGAGAGGAUUUUAUCAAUAUGGACAAGAGGAAAUUGUAAUUUUGUUACGUAGACGUCCCGAUGAGAAAUUGCCACCACUCGAUAUAUUUUAUCAAUAUUGGCUUAUCUACCAAGCCCUGGUGAGUCGCGCUCAAAAAGAAAUUAAAAGUGAUAUCAGUUUUGAAUUAUUUAGUUCUGCAACCUACAACAAGCCAUUUGGUUCGGCUCCAUUUCGUUCUCAUGACUGCUUCUUUGAGAAGCUUUAUUUCGCCAACGGUCGUUGUUCUAACUCAACUGAAACGACUUCAUUCAAUGUGAAUACUAACAGUCGACCGUUUUCUAAAACAUCGUCCAAUAUUGAUGACUGCAAUAACCCUUAUGGAUUUGUAUUUUUCCAUCCAACUCAUCAAUGCUUAACAGGAUUACAUAUACCGGACCCGCCUUUUUUAAUAGCUCUACUAGUGCAUAUCCAAGAGGCACCUUGGGCAUAUCGGUUACCCAGUAGAAUCUUAUUAAAUCUUGGCAAAGUAUCACAUUAUUAUCCAACUACUUUGUUAUCUGACCGUGAUCGUGAGAUCCUAUUUAAUUGUAAAGUGGAUGGAGCAAGUUUUCUACAACUGUUCACUAAUAUAACACCGUUCAUUUAUCCAGAUUUUAUGACAGCUUUACCGAAACAGAAACCUGUGCUAAUGCCCGAGUUAUUGCUUCAUAUAAAUGGAUUCUUUGCGCAUUUGAAUAUGAUCAAAAAUGACCGGAGCAGUGGAGAUACUAAUAGUUCUAAUAUUACGGAAGAAGUAAUUUUAGAGCUCUUGGUCCCUUUAUCGUCACGUGCUGUUUUGAUGAGGUUUCUGGAUACUGUUCCCGUGGAAUCGAUGACAUUUGCACUGUCGGCUGACUGUAACCCUAUAUCUGAUUCCCACUUGGUAUGUUCGCAAUCACAAAAAAAAUAUACAAUGUCUAUGAAUAGUCACACUGAUUUGGAUUCGUCAAACGAUGAUGCUAAUGAGAAAACAGCCUCCAGUUUAAACUACUUCAUCGAUUCAAACUGUUCCAAAAAUUACGACACAGGUGCUAUAUCAAUUGAAAAUACAAAACCAAAGGUUACUGGUGUGAGUUUUGUAGCAUUCUCUGGUCGUGCUUCAUGUUGUAGUGCUGUAAUUGUUGAAGACGGUGUAUACAUUACUCUAACAGAUUCGAAAUGUCACCAGUUAAUUAACAGUUUGAAGACUGGCUCUGAUUUAUCAAUUGAAAUCCGGAGUGACAAUCAAUCAACAGGAAUCGAACACACAGGUAGUACUGACAGCUCAGUCAUCAGGGAUCAAAAUGUCGCCUCUUCGAUUCACAUUAAAUGGUUUAAAGUCUUUGAUUCAUUCUUAUCAAGUGCCUCAUUUAGUGGUUCAGUUACCUCUCCUAAUUACCCCAGCUCCGUUGGUGUGCUGGAUUUAGAGCCUAUCAAUACAUUCCUAGUACCAUUGCAUUAUCAACUAUACCAUUGGAUGUAUCUAGACGAGAAUAACCUUUCAAAUGGCGUGGAUCGAUUUUCAAGUUUGUCUACUGCAGGAUCACCCCACCUGCGGUUGGCAUGGAUCCGAUUUCAUAUAUUCAAUGUGACAGAAAUGGAAACUAUUUCCGCACGUUUGCAAAAACCAUUGACAUUUGGGCAUUUAGCUAACGAGGUAGCUCAGUGCGUAACUAAGGCUAUUGAACCGUAUCUUAUUCAACUCCGAAGUGACGGUCGUACACAAAUCACUUUGCACAUAGAGUUACAGUCGCCAGAUCAGGUGGGUUAUCGAAUGAGUGCAUCAUGUCACGAGGCAUAUACAUUGCAAAAUCAGUCACGAUCGAAGGAUGAUUCUAAAGAUUUUUCCCAUCAGAGCAAGGAACAUAGUGAUGAAAUGUAUGCUGAUGCUUUGGAUGAUUUCUUACUGCCUGUAUUGUCAUCUUGGAUCAAUCGCUUGAAAAUUUCCAACCCAGAUAAAGUAAACCGACUUUACCCUCUGGUGUCUCCGGAUGAUUCUCGUCAUGGAGAAGAAAUAAUUCAAAUGGAAUUCGACUUAUGCAUUUUAGAUUGAAAUUACUUUUUCCGUAAUCUAAUUGACAUAAUAAUUGAUGUAUUUACAUUCACAUGCUUUUGAACUAUAUAGUCUGUAUGACUUUUACCAUAUGUUGAGUGUUGUGUGACGAUUUAUUCUUCAAUUAGGUAGUUAAUCGUUUGUAAAAUGAAAGUCAGAGGAACAGGCAAUUGCAAAAGCGGAUUUCUGUCGGUAUUAAUAAAACUACAUUUGUUAAGUUGGCUGUAAUUCUAUCUCUUACUGAUAUUAAUAUGUUCCCAUUCUAGCAACUGUAUAGUACGGAUAUGCAGUUUGCGCCGCUCUACUUUUUUAAAUUUAAUCUGUAUGCACAUAUUGGACAAUUCGAUAUCCGCUCUCUUUUCAAUUUUCUGACUUCAGAUUCAUCUAAAGCUUUGUAGUCACUUUCAGUAAAAUUACUUUAUAAAUAAAAGACAGAUUCAUCACAGCAAUAAGAACGAGAUUUGCUGCAUAAAAUGUGCAUAUCGAGGCUUCUCUUCAGCUACAAUUGGCCUAAAAUAUAGGUAAGACUAAUAAAAUUUACUUGCUGUAUCUAUUACUAUCAAGCGACUCAAACCCAACCUAUUUAUAUAAAAAUAAAAUGUGAUUAAUCGCAAUUUACCCUGGCAACAAUUACUCCCCCUGUUAUUAACGGCUACCUGCUUAAAUUACUGGGCUACCAAAAUGCCGAAACUCCUCUUCAUUUCUUAUUGCUUUAAUUAUCCAAUUUAUAUCAAAUGAUCACUAUAUGAAUCCGCGCAUAUAUUUAAUUAGCUUCGAACAAAAUACCGUGCAAUUCUUAAAGAAAAUGAAGGAGAAAUAUGCCAAAUUCCUUCUCUCUUCGUAUGCAACAAAACGAUGUCACAUAAUAUACUUGAAAUUAUUACUUAACAUGUAAAUCAUCUACAAAGAUAAGAUAUUUUGGAACUAGAUACUCCGAAAAUGUCUGUACUGUGUUCACAUUUUGCCUGAAAUAAAGCUUUUUCAUGAUAGUUAUAUAUUCUGUAUUCUACGAUAACUACGGCUAUUGUCAUCAUUUUCCAACUCACCGAUUUUAACUUUCUUAACUGAUAUUAAAUCACUUCUAAAUGUUUUCCUGUUUAUUAUGGCAUAUUUUAUCUCUUUAUGUUGUUGGUUACUAAGUGUUUUGCUGUUAAAUCGUCUACCGAAACUUCUCAAACCUUCCUCAAAAGUUAUGUCAAAUGAUUGCCUUCUUUUCGUGUCAGUUGUAACGAUCGUGUCAUCAUAUUUCACCGAUUUUGGUUUCCUUAAACUAUGGUCUGCAUGCCUAAAUUCUGUUAGCGGAAUACAAAAUGUAUGUUCUCAUUUCAUUAAUCUUACACAUAUUUUAGACUGUGUUUGUGUAGAUGAAGGGAAGCCUUGACGCAGAUGAUCGAAGGAACGCGUUGUAUGAAUUUUCAAAAGGCAGAUUAUUUUUUCGGAUAAUUUAGCAAAGAUGAAACAUUAUUCAAAAAUAAUGAAUCUUAAUCUUUUGAAGAAGCGAUAUUACAUCGCUCAACUGAAUUGAUAAUUGAUUGAGUUCGACUGCUUACUGUAUACAAUAGACGGUCAAUACAGUAGUAUGUUAUGAUGGCUAAUUUGGUAAUCUUAUAAUAGAUUCUACUGUGAUUUGACAUUUGACUUAUUAUACAAAAUGCAAAUCAUUGAAUCUGUCCAGUUAGUUUUACCUGACUUUAUAAGCCAAAGAAUUUUCGUAUAACUGUAAUCGCUCCCACCUCUGACCUAAUCUUGUAGUGGUAUAUAAUUCCCAAAGUUAUUAGUCUACACCAAUCGUCACUCAACACUGGAUACCGACCUACAAUGUUUAAGUCGACUCGUUAUACAGAAGAUUCGUGGUCAGUCAUCUGCGCUUUUUGGUACGCCAUCAUGUUACAUUCGUGUACAAUCCCUUACUAGUUAAACAAUCAUCCUCCCACUAAGAUUUUGAUCGCAA